Molecule: messenger RNA, 917 nt
Organism: Funneliformis caledonium
Lineage: Eukaryota; Fungi; Glomeromycota; Glomeromycetes; Glomerales; Glomeraceae
Source: the annotation of a GenBank genome assembly
ACAAACAUAAGGACAAACCUAGGGACAAAACUAGAGAAAAACAAAGGUUCAAAGCUAAAUCCGAAGAACUCAGAAAAGAAUUGCUAGCCAAAUACGAAUACGAUGCUGAUUCUUCUCAUCCGGAAGAUCCCUUUUUUCCUUCGCAAGCAUCCCGUGUUAGAAAUUCUAGAGUUGGGCGACCUCCGAAAUCUCAAGGCACUGAUAAAAAGUUCACGCCUAUAACCUAUCAAAAGUAUCCGACAAAUUAUGAUGAUUCUGAUAAUUUUACACCCUACACAUCCAGUGUUCCGCAGUCCCCGUAUUCAAUGACAUCGGGAUAUCCAAUUACUUCCACACCGUUGACUGAUAAUGUGCAAAAUACUGGGGUAUCUCAUCAAUAUGGAUUUGUAACGUCACCUCAAGAAACACCCAUGCCUUCUAUUCAUUCUAUUCCUUCACAGUACUUGGCUCAACCAUUUUAUCAGGUAGAUUCAGAGUCCACUGUUCCCACAACUUCCAUAGCGACUGCAACGUCUACAGUGCAGCAGCCAAUAGUCCCGUCUAUGUCGAAACCUAAAUCUGGAGCAGUGUUGGAAAUACCUCCUGAGACUGCGGAAUAUUUUGCUCGCGAUCAAAUGGGCAACGUUUUGUGGUUUGCCUCUCCGCCAAUUGACGUAGUGCAGGUACCAGAACCAAUGCAUUCAAUUGAAUAUUUGUGUCGUCGAAAAGAAUUGCUAGAGCGUGAUAGAAAACGGAAAUUACAAGAAGCUUUCGAUUAUGAAGAUUAUUCAAAUCCUCGAUUUGAGACACCCCCACGAUUGAUAGAACUCGAUUUGCUGAGUGAUAUUGAAGAAUUAGGCAAUAAGUGGAAGAAUGAUGCUACUUUUCUCAACCGACAACUUGAUGAAAUUGAUGAAACAUUAUAUGGUGAUUCAUAA